This is a messenger RNA of Pogonomyrmex barbatus (red harvester ant), 493 nucleotides long. RefSeq names its product Essential MCU regulator (gene EMRE). NCBI's taxonomy places the organism in Eukaryota, Metazoa, Arthropoda, Insecta, Hymenoptera, Formicidae. The record is from RefSeq and is a predicted model, not a curated record. Gene Ontology annotation, cellular component: uniplex complex. Gene Ontology annotation, biological process: mitochondrial calcium ion homeostasis; calcium import into the mitochondrion.
GUGAUACCGCGCUAACCAUGCUGAAUAUAGCAUUCCGUAUUCCGUCACAGAUGGGCUAAUUCUGCUAGAUUCUACCGGCUCGGAGAUUCCGAGAAAGAAGUGUGCGAAAUUGUGCGAAAAUAAACUUCUCGCGGACGGAGGAUGCUGUUGCACCGAAUGUCGUCGUUGUUCCGCGGAGGAACUAUUCUUAAGAAGACGAAAGUGAUAUCAAAGCCGUUUCUCCGAACGACGAUAACCACGCCGUCCGGGGCGAUUCUACCCGAACCGAAGAGAACGCCAUUCAGUUUUCUGGGUGUCGUCACCAGCGUGAUAUUCGGUCUGCUGGUCGGCGCCACAAUCAGCAAGAACAUUGCCAACUUCCUGGAGGAGAACGAUCUCUUCGUUCCCUCCGACGACGACGAUGACGAUGACGACGAUUAGCGUUCAGCUAAUUUUGUCCUGUUGUGAUUGUUGAAAUUACUCUACCGGCUAGACGUGCUCCUAAUGUUAAUUG